Arabidopsis arenosa is the source of this 1631-nucleotide messenger RNA. NCBI's taxonomy places the organism in Eukaryota, Viridiplantae, Streptophyta, Magnoliopsida, Brassicales, Brassicaceae. The record is from the annotation of a GenBank genome assembly.
ACCUAAACCCAUAUAAUCGAUAAAAUUGUGUUUCCCAUUAUUUUUUCUUGAUCGUUCUCGCCAUCAUGAUUUCGUCCUUCACACACGAAAUCGAGCACAAUCCAGUACCCGAAGAUGUUGGCAAAAUCAAAAUCAGUGUUAAUACAACCAAAAUAUAUCGAAGUAUCAGCAAUUGGGACCUCUAUGAAGAACAAAAAGAAUUCUCGUGUAUCCCGGUUUCUUUACGUGAAUGUAUUGACGUAGAAGUUACCGAAUUCUUGACGCGAUCAGGAGAAAUCACUCCCGUAGAUGCUUACAAUGUGUUACUAGACUUGUUUCGAUUUAUCGAUGAAGUAACUUCUUCUGAUGAUUAUACUCCAGGUUGUGCUUUAAGAGUGUUGAUGACUCUUACUAUCGGUAUUCCUUCUGAACAAAUUGAAGAAGACGUUUUAGGUUUAGAGGAUGAGCACGAUGUUAUCUUUGAAUUUGAUCAUCAAACUGAAGAAGCAGCUCGACCUCACGUUGAAGAUGUUGUUCAAGUCUUGCUCAAUGAGACCGUUGAAGAAGAGGUCUUUGGUUUCGAAAAUGAGGGAGAUGUUACUUUUGACUCUAAUCAUCAAACUGAAGAAGCAGCUCCAUCUCAGUUUGUAGAAGUCUUUCGAAUCUCGUUCAAUGAGAUUAGUGAAGAAGAGGAUCUAAGUUUGGAGGAUGAGCACGAUGUUAACUUUUCCUAUGAAGAAGCAACUCCAUCUCAGCUUGAAGAAUUUGUUCCAUUCUACGGGUUGCCACGCUUAUUGGUUCAGCAUGAUGUUAGCUUUGACUUUGAUCAUCAAACUGAGGAAGCGUUUCGUUCUGAGAUUGCAGAAGUUUUUCGAGUAUCGUUCAAUGAGACCAAUACUGUCAGGUUAAAACCUGCGAGCAAGCUCGCUGUCGGUUCUUUGAACAGGAAAAUAUACAAGAAGGCUAGCGAUGUCGUCGAUGAGAAUGCCAUGUGCACUAUUUGUUUGGAAGAGUUUGAUGACGGAAGGAGUAUUGUGACUUUACCGUGUGGACACGAGUUUGACGAGGAGUGUAUUGAAGAAUGGUUUGUGAGAAGUCAUAUAUGUCCAUUGUGUCGUUUCGAGUUGUCACGUGAAAAAUGAAAGUUGUUUCAAAAACAUGAGCAUAACAACUUUGAUUUAAAUGGAUGAUCUGUUUAUUUUCUAUUAUCCUCUCCAUCGUAAUGGCGAUCAUAUUACUCAUGUGCUUAAGUUAAUUCAGAGAGGAACAUACAUGUUGUGGCUUUGAAUGGGAACUCCAGGCAAUGAGAGUUGCAACAUAUUGCAAGCCGAGUAUGUUAACGAAUCAUACAUAUUUGAUCGAAACUACCGAAAUUUCUAACUCGGCACAAAAAUCUUACUCCACUUGAAGGUAAUCUUUCACUGAAUUUGUUCAUAUAAUUAUAAUCAUUGUUCUUGGUUAAAAUGUUACACAAUCUUCUUACACAUUGUUCUGUAACAAUUUUAAUUUGUUUGAAAAGCCACGAAGUGAUCACUAUGUUUUGUUUAAGCACUUCCGUUUCUGAUUCAUGUAUAGUUUUAUAAAUCUAUGCUUUUGAGUUUUGAUGCUCUAUUUUCUUCUCUUAUAUUCUAGAAUAAACAUUUCUAAUUACU